AUGGCGGAUUGGCUAUUUGAAAUGCACCCCCAUGAUAUGGCCAGUACCAAUUUAGUCGGUAAAUUUACACAAAGCGUACGCCGGAUCGUUCAAGACGUCAAAGACGAGGGCACUUCCAGCGGGCAGACUAAGGAAGAGGUAAUCGAGACUAAUGAAAGACUCCGUGUUGUCCGCGUCCGUCUCGAUGAAAACUACGACACUGCGAAGAAAGCUCUUAUAACGCUUAUGACGCGAUACAAUGAGUCCAAGGCUGAAAGGAACGUAUUUACGCGGUACGCUCUACUCAAGGCAAUGAUCAAGGAUGUCAUUCGUCUAGAGACUCAGUACUGGUCUCUUGUUGAAAUUCCGAAGCAAGAAAAGGCGGAGACAGUGCCUGCGUUCGUACUGCGAGCCUGCGCUAUCAUGGAAAAGACACAGAAGUCUGGGGAGGGUGUCAAGACGUCUUCCAAGCUUGCUGAAGAAGCAGCCGAUAGAAGGGAGCGGAUAGAACGACUGAAUGACAUGACGACAUCUCAAAUAGAAACUGAGAACACGCAAAUGACAAAUGAUUUAUAUCGUUUGCUUAAGAAGUACACAGGCUUAAGGAAUCUUAUCAGAGAACUUAAGUCGGAGUACGUCAGCUCGAAGAUUUAUCCGAUGUUUCCGCGGUACACUAUGCUGAAGGACAUGAUAAAGGACAUAAUGCACGACCCUGACUACAUGGAGGUAUGCCACGAGGUGGACCCUUAGCGCGGGGUGCGCAAAUAAAUGAGGGCCUCCUUCACCGACCGCUCGCGGUCGAGACGUCGCUAGCUGAGUUAUCCUCGGAAUCCCUCUGAGGAUACAGGUUGAAAUUCCUUUGCCACUUUCGGAUUAAGCGGGCUAUAUGUUUGUCAGCUUCAUUGCGAAAUAUUUCGUCAUGUUUUUUUUUCUCGUUAAAUUUCAAUAUUUAAAGUCUA
Vanessa atalanta (red admiral) is the source of this 938-nucleotide messenger RNA. RefSeq lists its product as uncharacterized. The transcript has 6 exons. Bases 1 to 729 code for a protein of 242 amino acids. The record is from RefSeq and is a predicted model, not a curated record. NCBI's taxonomy places the organism in Eukaryota, Metazoa, Arthropoda, Insecta, Lepidoptera, Nymphalidae.